Molecule: messenger RNA, 1360 nt
Organism: Saimiri boliviensis boliviensis (Bolivian squirrel monkey)
Lineage: Eukaryota; Metazoa; Chordata; Mammalia; Primates; Cebidae
Product: cyclin-Y-like protein 2
Source: RefSeq, a predicted model, not a curated record
UUCCACCACACCCUUUUAAAAAAAUGUCUUCAGACCUAACAAAUGAUAACAUCUAUUGUUAUGAAUGUUUUUCCUUCCACAGUGUGGCCUUGGAGAUAUAUUAUCUUAUCAAGAAAAGAGAUGGAAAUAGAACUCUCGAAAUAUUUAACGAAGAUAUAUUCCCACUUUAUCGAGACAAGAUUCCGGGAGUACGCUUUAUGUUUGAUCCUGCACACAAAGUAAUCUACAGAUUUAUGCUUACUUUGUUUCGUGUCAAAAGACUAGAGGCUGACUUAGCAAUCAUAAGUUUGGUUUACAUAAAAAGACUUCUAGAGUAUGCUGAUAUCAACAUUUGUCCAACCAACUGGAGGAGGAUUGUCUUGGGAGCCAUUCUUCUUGCCAUCGACAUUUGGAUCGAUGUGACUGUGGACAAUAAGGACUUAUGCGGGCUCUUUGAGAAAAUGACAGUGGACAAUAUGAAUGAGUUGCGAAGGUACUUCUUGGAGCUAAUUAAUGCUAAUAACUAUGUUCCUCUAAGUGUUUAUACCAGAUACUACUUCUAUCUUCGUGCCUUGGCAUUCAGGCAUGGCCUGAGUUUGCCAUAUCACCUUCUUGAUAGAGAAAGAGCAUGGGAUCUGGAGGCUUUCUCAAGGAUGGAACAAGAGGAAGUGUUCUAUACUGCUCGAAAGAUGGGGUCUUUGAGUGUUGAUGACUUAACUCGUCUUCAGCACACUAAGGCCGUCCUCUCCUGAAGGAAGAAAUGAGGGGUAAUGUAACAUCUGAGCCCCUCACCAAAAAAGACAGGAACAUACCACCUCUCCUGCUACAUAACUACACAAGUUUGUAUUUUCGAAAGAAGAAAUACCUCAAUUCAAGUUAACUCAAGGACAACUAAGAUUGCACUUUAUAGUAAAGAAUGGGACCUUGUCAGGGCAACAACACAGUCUUACACUCUUCUGUCCCUUUGAAUGUAAACAGAGUCAUAGAAACCACUCCAAAGUGAAGCCUCCUUCUGCUCACUCACAGAUGCUUUAGUGUGUCGGCUGAUAGCUGUGAACUGUGUCAGCCUUUUUCUGUUUUGUUUUCAGAUGAGUCUCUGUUACCAGGCUAGGGGGCAGUGUUUUUUAUGGAGGAGCGAACAACAUGAGAAGGAAGGUGGGAGGAAGAGUGGAGAAUGGCAAAAUCAGAUUCAGACUUAGGGGAUGUUUCACCCAGAAGUCAGCCUGUUCUUAGGAGGGGCAUAAACGGGGUUUGUAUGUUGGCUCAGACUGAAGGCAGAGCAGAGUCCGGGAGCUGGGGAAGGAGAGAAACUUAAGCACAGUUGUGAUGGAAUUCCUGGAACCCAGGAGGCAAAGGUUGCGGUGAGCCGAGAUUGCACCAG